UAUUACCAAAUAUCUCAACCGCUCGUAUUGUGUGUAUCGACAAUGGACGCUGCCUCGCGUGAGAUCCAAUGGCUCAAAAAAAUCAUGAAGGGGCUGGGCGACGACCAGAACAGCGACUGUUCAAGGCCGACUAUGCAAAAGACAACGGAGCACUCUGCAACGCAGCAAACGACCGCAUCGUAUCGGGACGACGACGACAGCGAACUGGAUCGACUGAUGCGUCGUGCGGUGCUUCUCCUGCGCAUCAAGGCAACGAAUGCACAGCGCGAUAUCGUUUUGUUCGGGGAAGAUGGUAAAGCUUCUGACGAGUCGACUGAUGGCGAAGACAGGGACGAGGAGCUGGACGAACUCCUGCAGCGAGCAGCCCUACUACUUCGGCAGAGGUUGGGCAGACAGAGCCAACGUGGUGUCAAAGCAGUGGCAGUGACUGCUGAAGCCACGUUGCAACAAGAAGUAGGCGACGAAGAGCUCGACAGAUUGCUGCGACGAGCCAUGUUGCUGUUUAAUAAACUGUCAACUAGGGAACAGAAUGCCGAGAUAGACGCAGAGUUAGAUGAUGUGCGUCUGAAAAUGAUUUCUGUAGUGAAGGGGUCCGCUUCACCAGGAUCACCGGGUGCGACCGAUGGUGAAGACUACGAGGAGGAGGAGGACGACGAACUGGAUCAGCUGCUGCGUCGGGAGAUGGCUGAAUUGCGACACCAAUCGAGCUCUCCUGUCGAGGAAAAAGUGUUGAUGAGGAGCAGGAUAUCAGCUACUAUCGUUGAGGAGCCUAUUGUAACAGAUUCUAGGGCGCUAUCUCCCGUGGAGAUCACGGUCAAAUCAGAGCCACAACAAUCUCAUGACCAGCGUCAGCCUGAAGCUGAACAAGUAGAAGAAGAGAUGCGCCCAGAGCUGCACUGCAUUACGCCUUCAAACUCAGUUAGUGAGCGGCUACAGAUUGUUGAGGCCUCGAAGCAGACACAUGCAGGAAACGACGCUUUACUCUCGACACUUCGAGCAAGCAAUGUAGAGCUGAUGGAGGAGAACGCGUCUCUGAAGCAGCAGCUUCAGCGUCAGAAGGCCGAUACGCGGAUGGUGCAGCUACUGCAAGAGCAGGUGCAGCGACUUCAGCAGCGCGAACUCGAGCUCAUGCGGGCACUGAUAGGUGCCUGA
Messenger RNA from Phytophthora infestans T30-4, 1152 nucleotides. RefSeq lists its product as uncharacterized. The transcript has 2 exons. The record is from RefSeq and is a predicted model, not a curated record. Lineage: Eukaryota; Oomycota; Peronosporomycetes; Peronosporales; Peronosporaceae. The coding region runs from base 43 to 1152 and encodes 369 amino acids.